Drosophila kikkawai is the source of this 1575-nucleotide messenger RNA. RefSeq names its product origin recognition complex subunit 5 (gene Orc5). The record is from RefSeq and is a predicted model, not a curated record. Gene Ontology annotation, molecular function: DNA replication origin binding; ATP hydrolysis activity. Gene Ontology annotation, biological process: DNA replication initiation; DNA replication. Gene Ontology annotation, cellular component: nuclear origin of replication recognition complex; nucleus. Lineage: Eukaryota; Metazoa; Arthropoda; Insecta; Diptera; Drosophilidae.
CGUUUUCAGUAUGAUAAGGUGGCAUUUUUUUCGUAUGGUAUAAUUUGGCGCCCUUGCUGCGGUCCCACAGAUUUAAAGCGGCGUUAUGCUCGCAGUUGCUUGAAGCAAAAACCGUGUAUUCUUAAGUAAAUAAGUUAUUUUAAAUAAAGCGGAAAUGGAAACACUUUGUGCCGCCUUGGAUCCGAUGUUCCCCUGCCGGGAGGCGGCCAUAACCACUCUGGGCGAACUCAUAGGCGACGCAAGGGAGGCUUACCCCUCGGCCAUAUACUUAUUUGGACACAGUGGAACGGGGAAGACCGCUCUAACCCGAGCGCUGCUCAAGGAAUGCUCCAAACGACAGGGUGUCCGAACUGCCCAUUUGAAUGCCAUAGAAUGCUACACCACCAAGAUCAUGCUGGAGAACGUGCUGGACUCACUCACGUCUCCACAAAAAGGGGACUCUGUAAAGGCUGACAACAUGGUGGAGUUUGUGGAGCAGCUACGACGAGCGGAGGCCCCGGGCUUCCUCAUCGCCGUGGAUAACGCUGAACGACUGCGCGACAUGGAUGCCAAUGUGCUGCCCGUCCUGCUGCGGUUACAGCAGCUCACCAGCCUCAACCUAUGUGUGAUCCUUCUCUCCCAGUUGCCCUUCGAAAAGUUCUACAACAAGACGGGUCUGAGCGAAGUCAUCUGCCUGCACUUGCCACAAUACAACAAGGCGGAGACGCAACGCAUCCUGGGGUCGGACUUCGAUCAGGUGCGCGGCCACUUACUGGAGCAGUUUGCCACGGACCCUGGACGCCUGGAGAUCUGCGAGACAGCCAUGACUGAGGACUUUUACAACAACUAUUUGAAUCUCUUUCUCAGCGUCUUCUAUAAGGCCUGUCGAGAUCUCCCGGAGCUGCAGCUAACGGCCAGGAAGUGCUUCGCCGUUUACCUGGAGCCCGUCCUGGACGGAGCAGUGGAAGCCAGUGACAUCUCCCGACUGUGGCGGCACAUAGCGGGUCCCCUGAGAGCGGCCCUCACCCAGAUCUACAUGCGCAUUGAGAAACCACUGGAGGAGUGCGCCGAGAGCUCUGCCUCCUUAGAGGAUCAGAGCGUGCGCAAGCUGGCGCAGUCGCUGGAGCUGCCCUACUACGCCAAAUUCCUGCUGAUCGCUGCCUUUCUGGCCAGUCACAACGCCGCCAACCAGGACAAGCGGCUUUUUGUCAAGCACCACGGCAAGCAACGCAAGCGGAUGCAGACGGUCAAUGCCAGAGCCAAGACCACGGAGAAGAUGUCUACCACCUUGGGACCAAAGUCCUUUAGCAUCGACCGGCUGCUGGCCAUUUUCUAUGCCAUUCUGGAGGAGAAAGUGGGCUUGACCUGCAACCUGCUCUCCCAGAUCUCCACGCUUGUCCACCUCAAGCUGCUCAGCUUCGUGUCCGGUGAGCAGAACAUCAUGGACGGCUCCGCUCGCCUGCAGUGUACUGUGGGCCUGGAGUUUGUGCUCCAGAUCGGCAAAGUGGUUGGCUUCAAUGUUCGCCAAUAUCUGUGCGAUUUCAUGUAGCUGUUUUUCAGUUCUUAAAUAUAUUUAAUAAAUAGUCCGGUACAUCA